AUGAAUUCCUUAAACAAGAUUUUAGUUUUGAGUUCUGCAGCACCAAAAAAUGCAAGAUUGAUCUCCACUACAAAAACAAGACUAAAUGCUGACGAUGGAUGGCUUUCAAAAUUGUUGGUUCGCAAAAUAGAACCGACGAAGGAAUCUCACAGCCGAAUGCUUAGCGACAAGGAGAUUGUGUAUGCACUGCAUACUCACAACAUUCGGCCGGAUUCCGUGGAUAAAUACUUACAAAAUUAUAAACAAUCAGUGGAAUUUGUUGAAUCCCGGAAAUCUGAGCUGGGAUGUGAACUGGUUGGAUCAUGGACCGUGUCAGUGGGGGAUAUGGACCAGGCAUUGCAUUUGUGGCGUUAUGUUGGAGGAUUUGAAAAAAUUGACAAGGCCAAGAUAUUGUUCAGGGAGAAUAAUGACUACCGUUCCUUGGAGAAAGAGAGAGGAAACUUUGUGAGAUCACGUCACUUGCAAUAUCUUCUAGCGUUCAGCUUCUGGCCAAAUGGUGAUCCUCGUCCUGGAAAAAAUAUUUACGAGAUCCGUUCUUAUAGUCUAAAGCCGGGCACCAUGAUCGAAUGGGGCAACAACUGGGCUCGCGGCCUCACUUACCGCCGCGGUAGAAAUGAGGCAUUCGCUGGAUAUUUUUCCCAGAUAGGAAGACUCUAUAAUGUUCAUCACAUCUGGUGCUACAAGGAUCUACAGGCACGUCGUGAGACUCGUGAGAGUACUUGGCGUAACCCCGGCUGGGAUGAGUGCGUCGCGUACACCGUACCUCUCAUCAGGGAGAUGCACUGCCGUAUCCUCGAGCCGACCGAGUUCUCUCCCACUCAAUAA
Molecule: messenger RNA, 825 nt
Organism: Danaus chrysippus (African queen)
Lineage: Eukaryota; Metazoa; Arthropoda; Insecta; Lepidoptera; Nymphalidae
Source: the annotation of a GenBank genome assembly